AUGGCGCAAAAACCUGUCCUUAUCUCUGGCGCUGGCCUGGCGUCCCUCCUGCUUGCACGCUCUCUUUUGUUGUCCAAGAUUCCAUUCCUGGUCUUUGAACGCGAUGCUUCUCUUUCUUUCCGGGGACAAGGAUAUCGUCUGCGACUGUCGUCUGAAGGGUUGGAUGCGAUCGAGUCGGUUCUGGACCCAGAGGCCUUCCAACGCUUCUAUGACCGCUGCGGCAAGACGGGAGGCCGUGGGUUUACAGGUUACGAUGCCGUCACGGGCGAAGUCUUCGAAGAGAGCAAGAUGGGUGAGAGUCUCGGAUCGAGGGACGGGAAGAUUAUAGGCAUAGCCCGAGGUGAGAUGAGGAGGCUUUUUAUGGAAGGCUGCGAGGAAUUCGUGCACUUCAACAAGCACGUCAAAGGCUAUGAGCUGACCGACGACGGUGUCCGAGCCAUUUUCGACGAUGGCUCGAAAUCGGAGGAAGGGUCACUCCUGGUCGCGGGUGACGGCCUCAAGUCGAGUGUGGCCAAGCAAGUAUCUGGUGGCCGACUCAAGGUCUACGACACCGGCGCAAGGGGCAUCCACGGACAAGCACCGACGACGGCUUUCAAGGGUCUAGGGGAGGGCGUGUUUCGGCUUCAGGAUGACUCCAAACCUUCUGGACGAGUAGGACUGAUCACCAACGUGCGGCCCAACGACAUGGACGACCCCAACGUGGAAUUCGGCUGGACGCUAUCCGCCAUGCCUGGAGUUAUCAAGCCCCCAAACGACGACUACACCAUUGUGGGCAAGACGGCGGCGGACAUUGCCAAGUCCCUCACGAAGGACUGGCACCCUCGCUUCAAGCCUUUGCUCGAUGAAAUGAAUGAAGCCGAGGCCGCCUUCUGGAAGAUCACUUGCUCGACUCCCAGCGGAGUGCCACAAUGGCCCAACGAGCCUCGCGUGACGGUGAUUGGAGACGCGGCUCAUUCAAUGACUCCUGCAGGUGGAAUUGGUGCAAAUACCGCCGUCCGAGACUCGGCUCUGCUAGGACGGUUGUUGCGCGAGGCAGGCGGCUACAAAGAGGGCUUGACGGCUGAGUAUGAGAAGGGAAUGAGAGUGUAUGCAAGCGAUGCUGUUGGACAGAGUUACGGCAUGGCCACCAAGAUGUUCAAGGUUGUGAUCAAUGAAUCAUCACGUCCGAUGGAAGCUGAGUAG
Molecule: messenger RNA, 1182 nt
Organism: Exophiala spinifera
Lineage: Eukaryota; Fungi; Ascomycota; Eurotiomycetes; Chaetothyriales; Herpotrichiellaceae
Exons: 1
Coding region: 1-1182 (393 amino acids)
Molecular function (GO): FAD binding
Source: RefSeq, a predicted model, not a curated record